ACAGUUUGCAGAUUGUCUUAUAGGAUAAACUACAGGGAUAAAGCCCUUUCUCUGCCAGUCACACACAGUGACAGAACACAGGCUCCAGGGACCAAACUGUUACUGUCAGAGAGGGAGAGAGAAGAGGAGGUAGACCUGAGCCUACAGUAAACCACUGAUAACAGGGAUUAAUUUUUCUACACCUCCAUAAAAUCCUCUCCCAGACCUCAUCAUGGAUAUUGAUUCUGUGUACCAGUAUUUAGGAUUUCAAGCACAAACCAACGAUUCAGGGACUUCAAGGGAUAAUCUAUGGCUGUACGGCGUGGGUACAUUCGUGGUUCUGUGGACGCUAGGCUGGCUGUACAGAGACAGUCUGGAAGUAGAGAACAUCAAGGAGAAGUAUGUGUUUGUGACGGGGUGUGACUCUGGCUUUGGGAACUUGCUCUGUAAGAGGCUGGACCGGCGGGGGUUCAGGGUGAUAGCUGGGUGUCUGACAGAGAAAGGGGCUGAUGAUCUGAAGAGGGCGACUGGGCCGUACCUGAAGACGGUUCUCCUAGACGUGACGAGCACCGCCAGUAUACAGAAAGCUAUGGAGUACACCAAGCAGGAGGUUGGAGAUAACGGACUGUGGGGUAUCGUGAACAACGCGGGACGCUCCCUGCCCAUGGGUCCCUCAGAGUGGAUGAGGUUGGAGGACUAUACCAGUACUCUGAAGGUCAACAUGAUGGGGGUGAUAGAGAUGACCCUCACCUUCCUGCCCCUCAUCAAACAGGCCCAGGGGAGGAUUGUCAACGUGGCCUCGGUGCUGGGUAGGGUGGCGGCUAACGGUGGGGGAUACUGCAUCUCCAAGUUCGCUGUGGAGUCCUUCUCAGACUGCCUCAGGAGGGAUAUCCACUACUUUGGGAUCAAGGUGUGCAUCAUUGAACCAGGUUUCUUUAAGACAGCGGUUACCAGUCUGGAUCCCAUUGAGAGAGAGCUGCAUCGCCUGUGGAACCAGCUCACACCUGAAGUAAAGGCCAGCUAUGGAGACAAGUACCUGGAUAAGUACAUCCAGAUCCAACGGUUGAUCAUGAAUGCAUCUUGUGACUCUGACCUGAGUAAAGUGACUAACUGCAUGGAACAUGCCUUGGUGUCUUCCUACCCCCGUACCCGCUACAGUGCCGGCUGGGACGCCAAGUUUGGAUGGAUCCCCCUCUCUUACAUGCCAUCCUGUGUCAUCGAUAUUGGGCUGAAACUGGUGAUGCCACGUCCUGCUAAGAGUGUGUAGAGUUGCAUUUAAAAUAGUUAAUUUUAUACAAUGUAGUACAAUACAUAAUGCAAUACAAUAAAAAACAGUAUAUUGUUUUGAGUUUAAACAGAAUGUAGAGUAGCAUUUCAGUGCAUUUCUUUACAAGCCUACUGUCAGUGUUUUGAAGCUAGAUUAUAUCCUAGAGUUAUGAAAGAAAACAACAUGGAAUAUUUUAAUAGUUAUGUUUGGGAACCUACUGUGCCUUUUUGUCACCAUUAUUUAUGUUGCUUAAUUUCAAGCAAUAUUUUUAACUUUACAGGCAAAAGCUUUAUUACCUACAACAAGCAGUUUGAACAUAGUCAUCGUUCAAUAAGGCUGUUAUUAUUGAACGAACUGAUGUCCAUUAUAUGAACACAAAUAAUAAAAUGAGACCAAUUCAUGAUUUUCAAA
Molecule: messenger RNA, 1657 nt
Organism: Salmo salar (Atlantic salmon)
Lineage: Eukaryota; Metazoa; Chordata; Actinopteri; Salmoniformes; Salmonidae
Product: retinol dehydrogenase 7
Biological process (GO): steroid metabolic process; retinoid metabolic process
Cellular component (GO): intracellular membrane-bounded organelle
Molecular function (GO): all-trans-retinol dehydrogenase (NAD+) activity
Source: RefSeq, a predicted model, not a curated record